Messenger RNA from Gigantopelta aegis, 998 nucleotides. RefSeq names its product required for excision 1-B domain-containing protein-like. Bases 244 to 717 code for a protein of 157 amino acids. The record is from RefSeq and is a predicted model, not a curated record. NCBI's taxonomy places the organism in Eukaryota, Metazoa, Mollusca, Gastropoda, Neomphalida, Peltospiridae. The transcript has 5 exons.
UUGUUAAAUAAACAAAAUAAUUAAAAAUGGGGGGAUAGGGGUGGAGGAGUGAAAUUUUAAACUGAUUUAAGAAAAUUGUCAUGUCAAACAAUAUACCGUGGAAAUACAGUCUGCACGGCAUACCAAAAAAUAAAAUAAUUAAGAAAAGUGAUGUUGGAAGUACCACAGCAAGAUAAAACACUGCAACAAUCUGAUCGCCAAGAUUAUAUUUGACCUAGUAAGUCUGUACAAAAUAAAUCCAAAAUGGCGAGCGGACCAAGCAUUGUGGAACAAGUGAAGAAAUUCCAGGCACUACAAGAAGAAAGAGUUUUAACAUAUAAACUUUUUGAGGAGGGCUUCCAGGCGUAUUUGCGAGGGGCACCACACUACAACUUUCCCAUAUACAGACAACUUGUCCAUGAAAUAACACAGACGUUCAAAAAUAUUUCGUCAGAUGUUAUAGAUAUAAUAGAAAGUCUAAAGAAUCAAAACAAGAAUAUUAUUGGAACAUUGAUGGAACAGAUUCAAAAUGAAGAACAACUUAAACUUGAACUGACAGCCAAACUUCAGUUCGCUGAACAGAACACAGUAGACCACCCUCAUGAAGAACUCCACAAAACUGAAGUUACAGAUCUCAGACAAAGAAUAAAAAGCGGAAUACAACAAAUAAAUGAGUAUUUGGAGGAACUGAAGUUCGAGUGUGAAGAUCUGUACACUGAAAAUGACUGCGAGAGAUGAAUAGUGUUGGUAAUGUGUGUCAAGUGUACAUCUCCAUGGAAUCAUUAACAUUGUACUGACAGUUCAUUACCAGCACUCGUCGGUGUAGGUACAUGGCUGUAAAUGUGAUCAUCAUCAUGUGCCUAUCAGGACCAAACAUUUGAGACAAUGUUACAUUCACCAAUUUAGAAAAAUGACCGUUGUUUAUUGCUUUUGUUACUACAUAUUUCAGCCGUUUAAUAAUUGGAUAAACAUUCUUUCUGUUAACUUGAUCAUUGUGUAUAAAGUGUUAUUUUUUUUUA